Messenger RNA from Hypoxylon trugodes, 1875 nucleotides. RefSeq names its product fatty acid transporter. The transcript is spliced from 4 exons. The record is from RefSeq and is a predicted model, not a curated record. Bases 1 to 1875 code for a protein of 624 amino acids. Gene Ontology annotation, molecular function: long-chain fatty acid transmembrane transporter activity; long-chain fatty acid-CoA ligase activity. Lineage: Eukaryota; Fungi; Ascomycota; Sordariomycetes; Xylariales; Hypoxylaceae.
AUGGCUUUGACCAUAGCAGGAGCCGCUGCAGGCAGCGCUGCUCUUGCGGCAUACUUGGAUGCGAAGUUUCACAUCCGCAAUGAUAUCAGAGGGGGUAGCACGAAGAUGCGAGCCCUGGGAUCUGCGAAACUCAUCAUGGAGAAGCACCGACAGGGAAAAACACACAUCUACCAUACAUUUGAGAGUCAUGCGAAUAGCUCCAAAGGUGAUCUCACUUUCUUGGUCUUCGAAGGUCGCGAGUGGACAUACAAAGACAUUUUCAAGGCCAUCCAACCCGUCGGCAACUGGCUGAUGAAAGACCUGGGAAUUGAAAAGGGCGAGAUGGUCGCGCUGGACGGCGGAAACAGCCCCGAAUUCAUCUUAGUCUGGCUUGCUUUGGAAGCCAUUGGCGCUCCCGUUGCCUUCAUAAAUUGCAACCUCACAGGCCAACCAUUGGUCCACAGCGUUAAAGUCGCUAAAGCCCGAUACUUGCUCUCGGACUCAGAUGUUCGUCCCCUCAUCUCUCCAGUCGAAGAAGAGCUCGCUUCCUCCGGAACGAAGACCAUCUACUACAGUCCUGAGUUUAUAAGCACACUCAAAGACACAGAAAUGCUCCCCGCAUCACGUCGCGCUAAUGUUACCCCUAACGACGUGGGGGCCCUGAUAUACACUUCCGGCACCACGGGGAAGCCCAAAGGCACAGUUAUCACCCGUGCGCGGUGGAUGCUCCUCGAGAAUUCCGGCUUGAUGAUGGGUCUGAAGCCUGGCGAAAGGAUGUACACCUGUCUCCCACUCUACCACGCCGCUGCGCAAGGUCUGUGUUGCCUACCUUGUGCAGGUGUCGGAGCUACUAUGGUUCUAUCGCGGAGGUUUUCGCAUAAGACUUUCUGGCCCGAGGUUCAUGCUUCGAAGGCGACGAGGAUACAAUAUGUCGGCGAACUAACGAGAUACCUCCUGAACGCUGAGCCAAGCCCGUUGGAUAAGGGUCACCAUGUCUACCUGGCGUCCGGUAACGGUAUGAGACCAGAUAUCUGGGAGGCCUUUCGAGAAAGGAUCAACAUAAACCGCGGCGACUUCGGUAUUGGCGCCAUCGCAAUCCGCGGACCAAUCUUCCACCUCCUCAACGGGUCCAACGAAGUACGCGUGCACAUCGACCCAGACACACAAGAAAUAAUCCGCGGUAAAAACGGCUUCGCCAUAAAAUGCAAGACAAACGAACCCGGCGAAAUGAUCGCACGCGUGGAUCCAGCGAGCAUAUCGAAUCCAGGCGGUACGCCGAAAUACUACGGCAACGCGGAAGCGGGUGAGAAGAGGUUAGUCAGAGAUGUCUUCGCGAAAGGUGAUAUAUGGUUCCGAUCCGGCGACGCCAUGCGUUUGGACCCCGAAGGAAGAUUGUUUUUCGUGGAUCGCUUGGGUGAUACCUUUCGCUGGCACUCGGAAAACGUAUCCACGACUGAAGUCGAAAACGCGGCGAGUUCGUUUCCGCAGGUUGCCGAGGUCAAUGUGUAUGGAGUAGCCGUGCCGAAUACGGAGGGAAGGGCUGGGUGUAUGGCUAUUGUUGCCGCGGAGGGCGUUUCGACGACGUUGGAGGAUAUAGAAAGUGGACGGGGUUUGGAUUUGAAGGGGUUGGCGGAGCAUUGUCUUGCGGAGUUGCCGCGGUAUGCGGUGCCUAUUUUUGUUAGGGUGGUUAAGGAGUUAGAGUACACUGGGACGAUGAAGAUCCAGAAAGGACGUUUAAGAGCAGAAGGUAUAGAGUUAGAAGCUAUUGAGAAAGCAGCAAAGGAAAAGGGAGCGGAAGUGGAUGCGAUAUAUUGGUUACCGCCCGGCGGGAAAGCAUACGUUCCGUUCCGGAACAGAGAGUUACAGGAGCUUAAGAGCGGUACAGUUCGAUUAUGA